Molecule: messenger RNA, 219 nt
Organism: Podarcis lilfordi (Lilford's wall lizard)
Lineage: Eukaryota; Metazoa; Chordata; Lepidosauria; Squamata; Lacertidae
Source: the annotation of a GenBank genome assembly
AUGUCAAAGCUCAGGUCCCCCGGGGUCAGAGGUCACGGCACUGAAGGCGCUGCAGAGGUGACGGCCACAGGAAGAGGCCCGGAGCUGACCCUGGAACGCAGAAGGGACCCUGAGGUCAUCCAGUCCAACCCGCUACGAGGAGCCCAAACAGCAGUCCCCUCUCAUAGCAUCCUGAAAAAGCCAGUGCUCAAGGUGUCCAGGAUGCAGUUUUUCCGAUAG